AUGUCUAUGAUGUUCUUUGUGCAACCGGACUGCCCUUCCAGAUUCGCUCACCCGGACGAGCAUCGCAUCAAGGGCCUCAACGCUGAGGCUCUCGCCCGCAUCUUGCUACCUCCCCCGUCGUGGCUACUGACCACCAAAUACGAACCCCUCCGAGCAGAUACCGGCGAAGCGCCGACUUCCAUUUUCUUCAGUCUCAACCUCUCCAUAUACAGUCAAUCAAUUGUAUCUUGCGAAUGGACCGAAGAGUGGUUCUUCAUGAAUGGGCGCGUCCAUCCCUACGCUCUUGCCUGGGAGGUUGAGCAGCACGACGGUCUUGAGUCCGACACAGGUGGCACUCUUCUGUAUACCAUGCCCGCCCUUGUCGUUCGCGACCAAGGAUACCAGCCCGUCCUCCCCAGGCUCUUUGCCUCCAUGAACAGCUUCCCGUGUGUCCCGCCUGUCGUUUCUUUCACCGGGCUCAUUGCUGGCCCAGGCCACUCCUUGCUGCGCAAAGACCUCCUGCCGGACCUGGACGACACCCAACUCAAGUGCUGCGGCUUCAUUCAGCUUUUUGUAACGGUCUCAACUGAGUGUGUUGACAACUAG
This is a messenger RNA of Purpureocillium lilacinum, 585 nucleotides long. RefSeq lists its product as uncharacterized. NCBI's taxonomy places the organism in Eukaryota, Fungi, Ascomycota, Sordariomycetes, Hypocreales, Ophiocordycipitaceae. The record is from RefSeq and is a predicted model, not a curated record.